CCCCUAUUCAACAAUCCCAACGUGCAAAGUCGAACAUGGCAGGCCAAAAGCGAUCACACGAUGGCAUGAACGUCGAUCAACAACCUUCCAAUUCCUCGCCGUUUGUGCCCAUGUUCGAAACUUUCCGAACGGAGUUGGACGAGCAUCAUGAUCGACGUGAGAGGGUCAUCAAAGUGUCCAGAGAUGUCACUGCGCAGAGUAAGAAGAUUAUUUUUGCAUUGCAGAGGGUACGAGAGAUCAACCGUCCCAUCCACGCCAGCAUAUCCAAAACCAUCACGCCCAUGUACAACACUAUUCGAGAACUCUUACAGUCCGUCGUGCCAGACCUGCAGAGCAUAAAUGCGAACCGGUACAGAGGCAACAUUUCUGGUGGGAUCCAGGAGUUCAUGGAGGCCGUUCUGUUCCAGCACUACCUCGAACAGCGGACGGUGAUGCGGUUCGACGAUGCGCAGCGACAACUUCCCGAUGGCAUCGUGCUCACGUAUGAAGAUUAUGCGCUGGGCGUGUUCGACAUGACGGGGGAGCUCAUGAGAUUUGCGAUCACUUACCUUGCGACGAAUGGGCAGUUGCCCGGAGUCAGUGGUGGAGACGACGCUGCGGAAGGCUCUGGUGGAGGAUCGAUACUGGCGGAUUUACAAGUCCUCAGGAGCGAGCUGGAGAAAUUGGAUGCGAGUGGGAGUUAUGGGCUCAAUAAAGACUUUGCUACCAAGAUGAAGACGACAAGGGCGAGUGUGGAGAAGGUUGAGAAUGGUGUGUAUAGUAUGAUCGUCAGAGGCAAGGAGAGGCCGAAGGGGUGGAGGCCGGACCUUGGGGAGGAUAAGGAUAGAGAGAGGCCCGAGGUUGAGAGUUAUUAACCUUGGUCCUGAUGCUGCUCACCUGAAGGUAUCCGAGAGUGUUGAUGUCCAUGACGAGAAAAGAGUUCUGCGAGAUGCCGCGUGUUCGGUCAGAGGAAGGAUACAUGGUGUCCUGUGCAGAGGGAAGUGCUGGUUAACGCCCUCAGUUUCGGCACUGGGGAGGCAAUUCCGGACCGCGAAAAUAUGUCACAGCGCUGUUCAUGCAAAAGGGAUUGGCAAGUUCCAAAUGCUGGGCUAUAUUAUGAGCUACUGAAGCAUUUGUUUGUCUGUUUGCCAUCAACCUUGCCGAUGCCACCACAUCACAUCAUGUCUGAGCCAAAGACAACAGAUAUAUCGCUUGUUUAUUCCUUGACCGGAUUCUCAUCUGCUUCCAGGAUACCCUCUUUGACCAACUGUUCCGGCUUGGGUCUCUGCU
Messenger RNA from Exophiala xenobiotica, 1269 nucleotides. RefSeq lists its product as uncharacterized. Gene Ontology annotation, molecular function: RNA binding; RNA endonuclease activity; sequence-specific DNA binding. The coding region runs from base 36 to 854 and encodes 272 amino acids. The record is from RefSeq and is a predicted model, not a curated record. Lineage: Eukaryota; Fungi; Ascomycota; Eurotiomycetes; Chaetothyriales; Herpotrichiellaceae. The transcript has 3 exons. Gene Ontology annotation, cellular component: nucleus; cytoplasm.